Torulaspora delbrueckii is the source of this 2097-nucleotide messenger RNA. It is a transcript of the gene GUT1, whose product is annotated as glycerol kinase. The coding region runs from base 1 to 2097 and encodes 698 amino acids. Lineage: Eukaryota; Fungi; Ascomycota; Saccharomycetes; Saccharomycetales; Saccharomycetaceae. Gene Ontology annotation, molecular function: glycerol kinase activity. The record is from RefSeq and is a predicted model, not a curated record. Gene Ontology annotation, biological process: glycerol-3-phosphate biosynthetic process; triglyceride metabolic process; glycerol metabolic process. Gene Ontology annotation, cellular component: mitochondrion. The transcript has a single exon.
AUGUUUCGAUGCUAUAUAAGAAGCCUACGUGGUCUAGCAAUAAGACGACCUGUGUGGAAGAGAAGUAUCUAUACGGUUAAGAGCGAAUAUACGUUGCCCGAGAUGACUGCUGAUGAAAACCCAAAGUUGACCGUGGAUGAAGUUAUCCCACUGAUCGCGGCGAUCGACGUUGGAACUACGUCUUCGCGGGCGAUUUUGUUUAAUAGACUGGGCCAGGAAGUUGCGAAGCACCAGAUCGAGUACUCUACUUCUGCUUCGAAGGAGAAAUAUGCUGCGUCUGGUAAAAGGCGUAGAUUCAGUGUUGAUGAAAGUAACCAACCUAUCUUCUCUGCAGAAGGUAUUGCGAUCGAGGAGAAUGAGUUUUUAGAGAUUGAGGAUUUGAUUAUUAAAGCUGGACAUCCGACUUUAAGGUUUCCAAAACCUGGUUGGGUUGAAUGCAACCCGCUUAAUAUUUUGGACAAUGUGGUUGAAUGUUUUGCCAAGACUUUAGCUUUUACGUACCAUGUGAAUGCGCAGCGGAUUCCUGAUGGACUUCCACCCUAUCAGGUACAUUGUAUUGGUAUAGCCAGUAUGCGUGAGACGACUUUGGUGUGGUCCAAAAAGACUGGGAUGCCCAUUGUGGAUUAUGGGAUUGUGUGGAACGAUACUAGAAAUGCAGCAAUUGUUACAGAGAAGAGGAACAGCACACCUGAGGAUGAGCAAACGAGGUUGAGAAACAAGACGGGGUUGCCUUUGUACUCUACGUAUUUUUCGUGCUCAAAGUUGCGUUGGUUGCUGGACAAUGAGCCAAAAGUGAAGGAGGCCUACGGGUCGGGCGACUUGAUGUUUGGUACCGUCGACAGCUGGCUGAUCUACCACUUGACCAAAUCGCAUGCUUUUGUGUCUGAUGUUACGAAUGCUUCCCGUACGGGGUUCAUGAACUUGGAUACUCUUGAUUACGAUGACGAAUUGCUUGAUUAUUGGGGGAUCGAUAAGAACAAGAUCAAUUUGCCCCGCAUUGUAUCGUCUGCCGAGUACUAUGGUGAUUUCCACGUACCGCAAGUGACAAAGGACCAUAUCCCGCUCGCUGACUGGAAGAUUCUGUCGGAUUUCAGUCACAGAACCCCAAGAAUCCCCUUGCAGGGUUGUCUUGGUGACCAAAGCGCUUCGCUAGUGGGUCAAUUGGCUUUCAAGCCCGGUUCUGCCAAGUGUACUUACGGUACCGGGUGUUUCUUGCUUUACAAUACUGGCUCAACAAAGCUGAUAUCCCAACACGGUGCUUUGACAACUUUUGGUUACUGGUUUCCACACUUGGCCGAUGAAGAGGCAAGGAAACCACAUUUUGCACUGGAAGGUUCUGUGGCAGUCGCUGGUGCAGUGGUGCAAUGGCUAAGAGAUAACUUACGAUUGAUCCCCAAGGCUGAAGAUAUAGGUCCCUUAGCAAGCAGAGUACCUGAUUCUGGAGGGGUAGUGUUUGUCCCUGCCUUCAGUGGUUUAUUUGCACCCUACUGGGACCCAGAAGCCCGUGCUACCAUCAUGGGUAUGUCGCAAUUCACCACUGCUUCACACAUCGCCAGAGCCGCUGUUGAAGGUGUAUGUUUCCAAGCUCGUGCUAUCUUAAAAGCUAUGAGUUCCGACGCUUUGGGAACCAAGGACAGAGAUUUCCUUGAAGAAGUUAGCGCUGGUACUUAUGAGAAAUCACUCCUAUCCACUUUGGCCGUUGAUGGUGGUAUGUCCCGUUCGGAUGAAGUUAUGCAAAUUCAAGCCAAUAUCCUAGGACCUUGUGUCAAAGUGAGAAGAUCUCCCACGCACGAAUGUACAGCGCUCGGGGCAGCCAUUGCUGCUGAAAUGGCUUUCAAAGACCCCAAGGACCGUCUCAUGUGGAAGGAUUUGAAAGAUGUCAAGAAGUACAUUUUCUACAACGGUGUCGAAAAAGAUGAAGAGUGUCCGCUUGAGCUACAACCAGAUCUCAAGAUCUUUACUAGUACGUCGAAUAAUACUGAACGUAGGAAGAAAUGGCGAAUCUGGGAAGAAGCCGUCAAGAGAUCCCGAGGUUGGCUCUCUUCAUUGGAAUCAAUGGAGGACGAAGACGAUGAGAAAGGGACUGACGGUAAAUAA